Molecule: messenger RNA, 3603 nt
Organism: Prionailurus viverrinus (fishing cat)
Lineage: Eukaryota; Metazoa; Chordata; Mammalia; Carnivora; Felidae
Gene: PAX1
Product: paired box 1
Exons: 5
Coding region: 52-1392 (446 amino acids)
Biological process (GO): regulation of transcription by RNA polymerase II; anatomical structure development
Molecular function (GO): DNA-binding transcription factor activity, RNA polymerase II-specific; RNA polymerase II cis-regulatory region sequence-specific DNA binding
Source: RefSeq, a predicted model, not a curated record
UUGAUCCCCGCACUCUGCAGCCUCCCGAUCAGACGAAUUUCUCCUAAUCGGAUGAAGUUCACUCUAGGCCUGGGGUCGCGGGCGUGGAGAGUGUCCUGGGAGCGCCCGGGGGAGGGCGGCUGCGCGCUCCGCGGCGGCGCACGGCGCAUUUCCAGCCCGCGGCCCGUCCGCCGCGGCUCACGACUCGCGCGCGCCCUCCCUCUAUGCCUCUCCCGCGGCGGCGGCGCCCGAGCUCUCCCGGACUGCGCCGGGCCCAGCCCCGGCCGCCUCGGCGCCAGACAGCUGGCUGGCCCGCGCGCUAUGGAGCAGACGUACGGCGAGGUGAACCAGCUGGGCGGCGUGUUCGUCAACGGCCGCCCCCUGCCCAACGCCAUCCGCUUGCGCAUCGUGGAGCUGGCGCAGCUGGGCAUCCGACCCUGUGACAUCAGCCGGCAGCUUCGCGUAUCCCACGGCUGCGUGAGCAAGAUCCUGGCGCGCUACAACGAGACAGGGUCCAUCCUGCCCGGGGCCAUCGGGGGCAGCAAACCUCGUGUCACUACCCCCAACGUGGUCAAGCACAUCCGGGACUACAAGCAGGGCGACCCUGGCAUCUUUGCCUGGGAGAUCCGCGACCGGCUGCUGGCCGACGGCGUUUGCGACAAAUACAACGUGCCCUCUGUGAGCUCCAUCAGCCGAAUCCUGCGCAAUAAGAUUGGCAGCCUGGGUCAGCCGGGGCCUUACGAGGCGAGCAAGCAGCCGCCGCCGCAGCCGGCCCUGCCCUACAACCACAUCUACCAAUACCCCUACCCCAGCCCUGUGUCGCCCACGGGCGCCAAGAUGGGCAGCCACCACGGGGUCCCGGGCACAGCAAGCCACGUCAGCAUUCCCCGUUCGUGGCCCUCGGCGCACUCGGUCAGCAAUAUCCUGGGCAUCCGAACAUUUAUGGAGCAAACAGGGGCCCUGGCUGGGAGCGAAGGUGCCGCCUACUCCCCCAAGAUGGAAGACUGGGCCGGCGUGAACCGCACGGCCUUCCCGGCCACCCCUGGAGUGAAUGGUCUCGAGAAACCUGCCUUGGACGCAGACAUUAAAUACACUCAGUCCGCCUCUGGCCUCUCUGCGGUAGGCGGUUUCCUCCCGGCCUGCGCCUACCCUGCCUCCAACCAGCACGGCGUGUACAGCGCACCGGCCGGCGGCUACCUCGCCCCCGGCCCGCCUUGGUCGCCCGCGCAGGGCCCCCCGCUGGCGCCCCCCGGGGCCGGCGUCACUGUGCACGGCGGGGAGCUGGCCGCAGCGAUGACCUUCAAGCAUCCCAGCCGGGAAGUGGCCGAUCGGAAGCCUCCCAGCCCCGGCGGCAAGGCCCCAGACGGCCUGAGUGGCUUACACGGACUGCCCAUCCCGGCCUCGACCUCCUAGGGGCAGCGCUUCCCUGAGCCCGGAGAAAGCAGCAGACCCGCGGGCGGACCGGGGCGCGCAGCUCGGCCUUGCAGUCCCGGCGACGCGCGCAGGACCCUGGACACACCGAGGAGGUGCCAGGAGCCGGCCUGCUGGGGGCCCGCCCCAUUGGCCCCCAGAUCUCGCCCUGCCCAUCGGCCCGGCGGCUACAUUUCCUUUGCCGCCCAGGAGUUUUAGGCUUUUCUGAACUUUGGCUUUAGACUGUGGCACCCUCUUCCGGAUCUUUGCGCCUACGUGGCCUCCCUCCCCGGCCAGCCUCAAGUGUCCUUUCAUACCUCUCCUGAGGUUGUUCGGCACCCCUCCCCCUCCCUCUUCCCUUCCCUCCUCCCGCUUCCCUUCCCCUCUCCCCCUGGAAUCAGUUCCGUCCCUUAGGUCUUUGUUUCCUCUCUCCCUUUGUUUCCCCUCUCCUUCCUACCCAGUCUUCUUUCCUUCCUCACGUUUCCCUGCCUCCCUUUUGCCCUUUUAGUUUUUUCUCCCCUCUGUUUUCCCUGCUUCCCUCUCUCCAUCCGUUUCUGCACCACUGUGCCCUCUUUCCUGUGCUCCUCUCCCCCUUGUCUCCUCAGCGUCUUUUACGGUGACUCUAUUUCUUUUCAUUUCUUUUCAUUCCUGACCUACACCCCCUCGCAGGUGAGCCCCAGACUGGACUCCUCGACAGUCCUCCUGGGCAGCUGGGACUUCUUAGUCUCCACCUCUUGGAGCGACCCCAGCGCAAAGGGAAGGGUCCGGAACUUAGGAAAUGGACAGAGAGGCCAUAGCCUUUAUUUUAUAUUUUAAUAUUAAUGAACCCAAGCAAAACCCGGAUGAACUGUCCUGUCCCCUCUCUCACCCCCAGGGUAUUGUCUGAUAAUCUGUAUUUUCUCUAUGCCUACUGGCUGAACUUCUCUUUGCUUUCCCUGAGAUGAUGUGUCCCCAAAGGAGAUUGGGGUACUAGUAGAGGCACUGGGGCCAUUGGCAUUUUCUCUAGUUAGAAAACUGCGUGCCCUGGAGGUUCCCGUUCCCACCCCUCCACACCUAACAGGAGGGAAUCUGACACAAUAUAAAUGCAUCAGCACCCUUUCUGUUUUCAGGGGUCAGCACAUUUGUUAAUUUAAACCACAGACUGCUUCCGGGUACAAAGGUGCAAUCUGGCUUCUGGUUUGCAAGGGGACGAGGGUCGGAAAACCCCAGAAAAUGUCUCGUAGAGCUGGACGCAAGAGCUGUUAGCUGCUUCCAGGUUCAGGCGCACUGGUGGCGGGACCCUGGACACAAAACUGCAAUUGUUGUAGUCCUUAAAAUGUCAUUGGUGACGGUGUGGCAUCACCUGUAAAACGUGGCUGCCUUUGAAUAAAAGAGAGCAUCUGAAGGCCGCUUUGUAAGGGUGAGCAAGUCUGUGUCCAGUCUGCAGUGCUGUGUAGUCAUCUGCUCUAGCCCCUCAAUUUCCAGCAUGAACACUAUGAAGAAUGAGUUAUUUUACUGGUUUAUUCAUUAACACAUCCUGGGUUGGGCCGGAGGUGGAGGAGAAGGUGAAGGAGGAGCUUUCUCAAGGAUUUGUCCCAGGAAUGUCCAGGCAGAGAGGCACUAUGCAGAAAUCAUGCUAAAAUGAAGCUAAUUCUUAGAGGAAUAAAAUGGGUAAAAGACAGCAACAAUGAGGACUUUUCCAGAACAUUUCUAACACUUUGAAAGUGAAAGAAAAUUAUCCCAGGCUACCAAACAAUCUAGGGAUUUCUAACUACACAGGGGUCUCUGGCUAAUUGUUUUGUUUUUCUUUCCUGUGUUUGGCUUUCUCAAAUGGAUGGAAGAGAUUUUUGAAUUGAAGGUUUUGCUUGUAAGUGGAGCUGCCUGUUUGGACUAACAGAGGGAGCCAGUGGGGAGAUUGUUUUCACUGCGUCUUAAUGCAAUCGUACCGCUGACGGUAUUAAUCACAAAAGAGUAUCUGCUAUUUUUCAUGCAGAAACUUUUGUUCCCAGGUUUUCAAAGGGUCUUGCCUUUAAAAAAAAAGUUCCAUUUUAUAGAUAAGAAUGCUGAGGACUAGUGAUUUGGUUUCUUUUCUCUGGACCAUACAGCGAACUGUAGCUUGGGGGCUUGGGGACAAAAACUAGGUGACACCAUCUCAUCAGAGGGCCAGGAUUGAGGCUUGAACUUUGAGCCUUGGGUCCUUAGCCUUCUGUGCCAGCAUUCCCUGCAGAGAAGCUG